Molecule: messenger RNA, 4611 nt
Organism: Lagopus muta (rock ptarmigan)
Lineage: Eukaryota; Metazoa; Chordata; Aves; Galliformes; Phasianidae
Gene: IQCH
Product: IQ motif containing H
Exons: 21
Coding region: 1-3408 (1135 amino acids)
Molecular function (GO): protein binding
Source: RefSeq, a predicted model, not a curated record
AUGGCGCCCGCCGCCCGCCGCGCCCCUUCCGCCCGCCGCUACCACCGCGCGGAGCGGGCGGGGACCGAGCGGGGAAACGCCGGCCGAGAGCUGCUGCGGGGGGAGCGGAGAGCGGAGAGCCGCCGGGGGAGGGAGAGCGGGGCCGCGCUCGGGAUGGACCGACUGACCGACCGACCGACCGACCUGGCCGCUUCUCCCUGCCCUCCCCCCGCGGUUCAAGAAGAUCUGCACAAGCUUAAAGACAAAGUGAAAAACAUCAGCUUGAAAGGAAACGUGGAAGCUGAGGAUAUCAGCGACCUGGAAACAGCAAUUGAAAGAACUGAGUUUGGGCUGAGAAAACACGCUGAAAGCUAUUUAAGUGCUGUAAGCAGAGAAGUGCUAACUAUUUCUGCUGCUGACAAUGAAGAAAUUCGUCCCAAACAGCCCCCUGAAUGGUGCCUUCAAUGUGGUGCUUCUGAGAACCAGCUGGUUUUACCGCCGGUGCCCGUUGAGCCCAUGACUGCCCAGGCAUGCAGCAGAGCAGCGCUGCGCCUUUCUCCAGGCUCACAGAAGCAGCUGGAAAUGGAUAUGAAGCUUAUGCUUGACCCAGAAAACAUCAGUAAGAAAGCUGUUUUGAAACAACAGAGCUAUGAGACCAGGCUGCCACGUAUAACUAAGAAAAAACCUGCUCCUACGCAUAGUCAGAAGGGAGUGAAGGGUCAAAGCAGCAGCCAGCUUUGGGUUUUGCCUGCCUCUCCUCGUGUGGACUCUGCCUUACCCCUGUUAGAAGAAGAUAUGAGGAAAGAUAUUCUGAGCCUAAGGGAACGAAGGCCUAUCCCUCCAGCAGCAAAGAUAAGUCUCCAGACACCUGUUGUAUCCAAAGCAGCUCCUCUCCAUGAAUUGCACAGGCAGCGCAAGAAGUCAGCUGUAGGACAGAUUAGUAGUAAGGUGGAACCUGUGAGUACAGACACUUCCACCUUUCCAAGCUCAAAGGAAGCAACCGGCGGCUCUUACUCCUCUAGCAAAGGUAAUACUGCAUCACUGCUUCCCAGCAGCUCCCUGGAUUCGACCAGAAAAUCAAAGCCAGCGCACGCACACCCGGCUCAACAGCUUCAGUGUGAGCUGCAGGCUGCACAGACACAGGAUCCAUCUCCUGACUGCAGCAUUGCUGUUUGCCACGGCGCUAUAGACCAGACUGCUCCAGGCUUUCUGGCAUUCAAACAACGUCACUGUUUGUCCUGGGGGAGCAUUGUCUAUUUUUUGGAACGCACAGAGAAGCUUCUCAAGGACUACGCCGUACCAUUGGCUACAAUCAGCUGUCAGAAGUUGGUGGAAGUGGCAUCGGACUUUGCGCUUAACGAGAAUCCCACCAAAAGUGACAUACUGUCAGUGAUAAAGAAUCGAUCGGCUGUGGAAAAGGUUUUAAAUCGACCUGGCCAAAGAUACAAAGGCCAAGGGGGCACUGAAAUGGCGGCUAUAAAGAUCCAGGCAACGUGGAGACGCUUCCAGGCCAGGAGAGCCUACGCCCGAUUCAGGCGGCAGCAGUGGGCAUCAGGUGUGAUUGCCAUCUCUUGGCUCCUGCACAAUCACAUGGCACGUGUGAAGAAGACCCUGAAGGAAUCACGUCAGAGACACCUGGAGAAUUUUUACAUCAGGGCCAAGCAUCUGGCAGCCAACUGGAAUCGCAUCAGGACCUCCAGGAGGACUAUUAUCCAUAUCCCAUCAUUAGGAUAUUCCCAGUGCAUCCGUGAACGUAUUCCAGAUCUCGCUCUUCAACAGAACUUGCAGCUGGGAAGGCUGUGCGACAUCCUGGAUGCCAACGUGGACGUCAUCUACAUCUGCCCCCUUCAUCUGAGUGAGGAGUUACUGCAGUAUUACAAUAAACUCCUGGGUCUGCAGGCAGCUGUUAGAUCUGGGAACCCUGAGGACAUGAGUGACCUGCAGGACAGGUUCAAAAUUCUCACCCCUGAAGCUAUAAACAGCUUCCCUAAGCAUCACAUGUGCCUAGCCACUCAGCUGAAGUACAGUCCCAAGACGAUCCAAAGAAUAAAGAUCCUUAUCCAGAGCAGAGACGCCUACAUUAUCGGAGGGGUUCCCCACAAAGAUGAUCUAGCAGUGGCUGACAUGUUAAAUGUGCCCAUACUGGGCUCAGUGCCAGAAGUGGCUCAUCUCUAUAGUACCAAGUCUGGAAGUAAACGAAUUUUUGCCAGUGCUCGUGUGCCAACCCCUCCUGGAGAAUCUGACAUCUACAGCCACGAACAGCUGAUCAGUGCUCUCAGCCAGCUGAUUGUGGACAACAUGGAAGUGCAGCGCUGGCUGUUCAAAAUGAAUGACGAAUCCGGAGGAAACGGCACUGCCUUCUGUGAUAUUAUCUUGCAUUUGGAGUGCUACCACUGGGUUCUAAAGGAACGUCAGAAGCACAGCCCUGAGACGUGGAGUGAGAAGUGGGCACACGAGCCAGCUUUGGUGAAGAUCUCCCAGGAGCUGCCGGGCCUUUUAGCACAGCACGUACAGCCAGUCAAUGAGAAACGAUUCCCUACAUGGGAAAAAUUCCUCCAAACAUUUCUUAGUCAAGGUGGUGUGAUAGAAGCCUUCCCACUCUCAGAAAAUGUCACAAACCUUACAGUGGAUAUGCUGAUAGAGCCUACGGGCGACAUAAAAGUAGUGUCGUCAGGAGACCAGCUCCAUGCUGACGGACCUCUGCGAUCAUCUGGCACUACCAUUCCCCAAAGUUCUGUUGAUCCAGCAGUUCUUAAUUCGCUCUGCUUAAAAAUUGGAGAAGCCUGUAAAUCGAAAGGAGUGCUUGGUUACUUCUCAGUUGAUUUUGUGACUUUCAUCCAUCCACAAACAAUGGAACAGCAGGUAUGGGCAACAGACCUUGACCUGUGCUAUAGUGACCAGCUGGCCUUGACUCAGCUCACGCUGUAUGUGUCAGAUGGAAACCUGGACUGUUGCUCUGGCCUUUCUGAAACACCUCUUGGUUCGAGGAAAAUGAAAAGCCAAUGCACUCAGCUCAAGGAGACAAAGACACCUUCUCCAGGAAGGAGCCGCUAUGCAGUAGCAAGCAGUCAGCUGAGGCACUCCAGUCUUUCAGUCAUCUACUACAGUGUUCUCCUCCAGAUGUGUAAAGCUCAUGGGAUUGGAUUUGACCUCCAGGAAAAACAGGGAACUGUUUUUAUAUUGUAUGACGAUCAGCAGCGAUGCAGAUUGGGAAUGAUAACAAUCGGAGAGGAUCUCCAGGGGGUCCUCAUGACCUUUGCUCGCAAUCUCUUCAUCAUCCAUCAAGAAAUAUCAGCACCUAAUAUGCAAGGCGAGACCAAUUUUAAGAUGGCAAUUCAGGAUAUUGAAGCAAUUCUAGGAGUUACAGCAGAAAACAAACUGAAAUUGGAAGAAGAGCAUCCUUCAAAAGCAGAUGCUCUGAAAGAAUAGUUAACAGAAGAUGUUUAAGUGCUCUUUAUGCUUCUGGAAAUGCUUUCUCAUCUGUAAGAACAGGUUUGGUUUUCCUUCUGUGCUGGCAUGUCAAUAUAACCUGGGACAAUAAGUAUCCAUGACUUUUGAAUACAGUAAUCACAGAAAUAGCCCUUAUUUCACAAAAUAAACUAUUCAAAAAUCAUAGUAAAUGUCCCUAAUAUUCAUAUGGCGAGACCUGAAAUACAGUAUUUGUUUUUAAAAAACUUUCACCAAGCCUACAGCUUAAAUGGUCUUUCUGUAACCUCAUGAGCUACCUUCAAAGAUAGGUUCAUGGAGGCAGACAGUCUGCUGCAUCCCUAGCUAUUUCCCCCACUGGUGAACUAUCCUUAGUCUUAAAGCCAUUGCCUCACACUUAGUCUGAAUUUGCUUGACUUCAGCUUCCAGGGUUGGAUCUCGUUAUGCUCCUGUCUGAGAAAAUGAGGAACUGUUUGGUGUAAAAUGACACAUUUCUGUGGAACAAACCUUUCUGUUCCUAGAAUCAAAAAUCCUAAGUGAGAUUUGCUUUGCUAACGCUCCCAUAGAAGCGGUGUACCCAGACCUCAUGAAGUAUUCCAGUAAUUUUGUCUUUGGUGUGAUAAAAUGAAAAUGCCAUUCAUUCUCUGCUUUUUAAUGCUUCCCUGCAUGUAUGUAGAGGUACCAUCCUACGUCAGUCACUAUAGCAGAUCACCAGACCAUUCCUGAUUGAACAUAGUCCUGGGAUCCCAAACUCCCUUUUGGACCUGCUGUCUACUAAAACACAGGCUUCCAAUAUAGGAGUAAGUCCUGGGUUCUUCUACCUGUAAACAAUUUACUUCAUUGCUUUCUUAUCCAGAAGUCCAGCAUCUCAGGUUCCUCUUUAGAACCAAAUGUGUUUAUUGCUAUCAUUCCUGUAUUUUAUUAUCUACAAGCUUUUGCAGCAGUUAUUUUAUACUCAGUUUCAAAUUAUGAAAAAUAAUAGUAAUAACAUUGGUGCAACAGCAGAUUCUGAGAAUCAGGUUUGUACUAUAAUUCCCAGUAUGCUGUGACUUUUGCAGACCUCUUCAUCAGAUGCAUUCUGUAUUUCAGAUACUGCUGACUUUUUCAUCAGAAUUACUGUGUUGUUAUAUUGAGAACAACUGCUACAUUUGUACCUUUGUCCAUCAGAUCCGUAACCUUAUCCCAAAAGAAAACGCGUUCUAAAUU